This is a messenger RNA of Striga asiatica, 582 nucleotides long. The record is from the annotation of a GenBank genome assembly. NCBI's taxonomy places the organism in Eukaryota, Viridiplantae, Streptophyta, Magnoliopsida, Lamiales, Orobanchaceae.
AUGCCUGAGGGAAUAACAGCAGAGGCUCUUAUGAACAAUAUCAUGGACUCAAUUUCUGAUAGUGUAUCAAAGAACAAACAUGUCUCAUUUUUCGAGGAGGAGAAGUCGAAUUCCGUAACUUCUCAGUUCAACAGAUUGUUCGGGCGCGAAAAACCUGUCCAUCAUCUCUUGGGCGGUGGCAAAUCUGCUGAUGUUCUAUUGUGGAGGAACAAGAAGAUCUCAGCAAGUGUUCUAACUGCCGCAACAGUCAUUUGGGUGCUUUUUGAAUGGCUCAAUUACCAUUUUCUAACACUCGUGAGCUUUGUGCUGGUUUUGGGUAUGCUUGUUCAGUUUGUUUGGAAAAAUGCUUCUGGCAUAAUAAACAGGUCUCCAUCCAAAGUUCCCCGUCUUGUUUUGCCGGAGGAGUUUUUUGUCAACAUUGGAAAAGGGAUAGGAUAUGAGGUGAAUCGUGGUUUAAGCUUCUUGCAGGAUGUUGCGUGUGAAGGAAAUAUGAAGCAUUUUUUAGUGGCUGUUGCUAGUUUGUGGGCUGCAGCUAUUAUUGGGAGCUGGUGCAACUUUUUGACUGUGAUUUAUAUUGUUUAA